Molecule: messenger RNA, 1343 nt
Organism: Ilex paraguariensis (yerba mate)
Lineage: Eukaryota; Viridiplantae; Streptophyta; Magnoliopsida; Aquifoliales; Aquifoliaceae
Source: the annotation of a GenBank genome assembly
GAUUUGCUGAGGAAGAAUAGACCUUCGAAGCUCUCAAAGCCAAUAAAGCUAUAUACAGUUCACGCACGAAGCUCUCAAAAAUGGCGACAAUGGCCGAAUCAUCAGAAGAGAAGCCAAAUAUAACAUAUUCACCAUCACCACCACCACCACCACCACCACCACCACCACGAUCGUCAUCAUCAACUGUAAGCAAUUUCUCUAUCAAGAAAUCCCAAACCCUAGAAGAUUCAAUUCCGUGGAUCGACUACGCGCUCGAACAGGCACGGUUCGCACAGAAGACGGUUGAAGAAACCGUAGAAUCGACAAUUGCAGUCACUAAAUCUCGUCUCGAUCGAAUUCGAUCCACCUCAUCCGCGCAUUUGAAUCAGACCAUCGAUUCUAUUCAAGAUGUCAAGAGUGAUUAUAAUGCUUAUGAGGAUAUGGUCUUUGGAAAGAUAAAAGAGGGUAUUCUUGUUGCUGCUUCACAUCCAUUGGUUACGAGCGGAGCUGUAAUUGGCUUAGGACUGCUGGGUCUGAAAAGACCGAGGCGUUUCUUGUACUACAACACUAUGCGGCUUUUUACGAGUGAAGAGGCUUUGCUUUCCCGAGCUGAUGGUAAAGUAAAAGAGUUACGGCAAUCAAUUGAUUCCUUGAAGGCAGAAAGUGAAAAGUUGGAGAAGAGGGCGUUGCUAGCAGAAGAGGAGAUGAAACGAGGAAGCACAAAACUCAGACAAGCAGGGAAUCAAAUCCAAGGAGUCAUACGUUCGGCUUAUAAGAUUGAAAGACAAGCAGGGGGCUUGAGAGAUAUUCUUAGAGAGCUUCCUAGUAGAGAAGCAUCUAUUUUCCGAUCUCAAGUGUCUAACCUUGCUUCGGAAGCUAAGCGAGAAAGAAAAGCUCUUAGCAAGGAGGUUGCGAAGAUCAGUGAUUAUGGAAUCUCCGUUUGAAACUCAAUUAUUUGCUGGAUCUGAGAUAGCUUUGGUUUUUCUUUUUUUUGGGAAAAUAAAUUUGGUUUUUUGGUACAAGAUUGUUUUCAAAAAAAGGAUCAUGAUAUUUUUUUUGGUAGAAACUAAUAUUCCUAUUGUGGUGGAAAAGGCAUGUUAUUUUGUUCUAGGACAAGUCAUGAGGUUCACAAGCUUCAUUUUGUAUUUGUUCAGGAUUCUGUUCAAUUUUGUCUGGCUUGGAAUGUUAUAAGCUGGUGAGAUGAGUAAUGUUUGAGGGACAUGAAUUCUGGAAACUCUCUAGUAAAUAUUGAAUGCAAACGGUGAUACCAUGUCAUUAUUGAUGAUAUGAUAUUAUUAAUUAAUAAUAAAGUUUCAAAUGGGUAAGAUGAAUUUUACUUGGUCUUACAUGGAAAAGGAAUGGAG